AUGCCCGCCGCCCCGUCCCCUUCCGCACCCCUCAUCCCCCCCGCCCCUGCCACCUCUCCGCCCACCUCCUCUCCCCCCGCCCCGCCCGCCUCCUCCUUCCCCGCGUGCCCCUUGACGGGGAAGCGUCCGCAGAAGCCCAAGGUGCCACCGACCAGGUGUCCCGGCGCUGCUGAGCUGUCGUGCUGUGAUUCGUGCACGGAUCUGAACUCGGCUCUGAUGCUCGUGGGGUCCACGCUAGGCGAUCUCGUGGCGGCUAUCGACCCCGCGCUGCUGGAUUUCGUCAAUGCAACUCUCAAGAUCUGCGACCUGUUUGCCGGCCAGAUCAAGUGCGCGCAGGCCAUGGAGGAUCUGGUCUGCGCCGCCCAGUGCAACCCCGACGCCGGCAACUACAUCAAACCCGCCGCCCCUGCCGCUGCCACUGCUGGUCCCACCAUGACCGUUUGCACGGCCUAUGCCAAAAAAGUGUUCAACAGCUGUCAGGGGCUGUCAGGGAGUUGGUCAAUCAAGCACAUGGGUUACCUGGUUACCUGGUUACCCUGGUACCAUGCCCCUCUGCUCAUUUUCACCCCUCCCCUCCCCGCCCUCUGUCCCCCUUCCAGACCAACUGCUUCGCAGGCACAACCCAGUCCACUCCCUACAUUGCCUGCUGCUACCCCCUCACGGUCCCGCCUACCUGCUGACCUAUCAGCGUGUUUCCUCCCUCUGUCUCCCCCCCCUCUUUUCCAGACCAACUGUUUCGCAGGCACAACCCAGUCCCCCCCCUACAUUGCCUGCUGCGACCCCCUCACCGUCCCCGCCACCUGCCCUGCUACAGGCAUCAACACCACUCGCUAUGCCUCCAUUAUCAACCGUCCAAUCAACUCCUCCGCCUGCCAGGCUGGCAUCCUCCCCCCGCCCGCCCCUGCCCCUGCCCCUGCCGCCCCUCCCGCCCCUGCUCCCGCCCCUCCUCCCGAAUUUUCACCUGAAUCCUCCCCUGCACCUGCUCCGGCUCCUGCUGUUGACGUUCCUCCCUCCUCUCCUCCCACUUCUCCUCCCUCCGCUCCUCCCCCCUCAACUCCCACUCCUCCCCUUCCCCUCACUCCCAGCCCUCCCUCCCCGGUCGCAUCAACACCCCCUCCCUCCGCUCCUCCCACUCUCUCCCCCUCUCCUCCCUCUCCCUCCUCUCCCUCCUCUCCUUCCUCUCCUUCCUCUCCCUCCUCUCCCUCCUCUCCCUCAACCACCACUCCAUCCCCUUCCCCUCCUCCUCCAAAAACGUCCUCCCAUCCUGCUUCCUCCUACCUUUCCCUCCUCUCCUCUCUCCUCUUUUCUGGUGUCACCCUGCUAGCACCAGCACUCCUGCUGUGA
Molecule: messenger RNA, 1344 nt
Organism: Closterium sp. NIES-65
Lineage: Eukaryota; Viridiplantae; Streptophyta; Zygnematophyceae; Desmidiales; Closteriaceae
Source: the annotation of a GenBank genome assembly